AGCCUCACGCACACAUAUUAUAGAUAUAAGAUGUAUAGAUAUGUUAUUUGCUCUUAUCAGUGGCGUCCUUGUGUUGAAAUGACCGUCAGUGAUUCACAUUAUACACGGAUGCGCGCUCUGGUGUUGUGGAAUGCGCGUGCAUCUUCCCCGACAUACCAAAAACACUUUACUCGUGAUUACGAAGUACGGGCGGAGGCUGUGUUGAUAGGUAGACUUUCAGUGAGCAUUGCAUCUUCAGGUUUUACAAGGUUUCAGCGUAACGGACAGACGAAUGAGAGAAUUUUUGCAAGUGAAUAUGGCAUUUUCGUCAUUCCCACUGUCUACACUCAUUGCCCUGGUGGUUCUUGUGGCAUCCAUUCAGAGCAACUCCAUGUAUGAUGUUGAUGAAGAUCCUUUCCAGCCAGUGACCUCAGACGAGACAGUGGCUGAGGGAGGUACGGUGACUCUGACAUGCCGUGUGGCUGAGACUGAUAAUUCCUCCCUCCAGUGGUCCAACACUGCACAACAGACGCUCUACUUUGGAGCUAAAAGAGCUUUGAGAGAUCACCGUAUCCAGCUCCAUAAGUCCACACCCACAGAGCUGUCAAUCACCAUUUCGAACGUGCAGCUGUCAGAUGAUGGAGAAUACACCUGCUCCAUCUUCACCAUGCCUGUACGGAUUGCACGAGCAACUGUUACUGUACUCGGUGUACCCGGGAAGCCAGUAAUAACAGGUUUCGAGGAUCCAGUGCAGGAAGGAGGGAGUGUGACACUUACCUGCACCAGCACGGGUAGCAAACCUCCUGCUCAGCUGUACUGGUAUAAAGGACAGGAAAAGCUGGAGGCCCGUCCCAAUGUGGUGGAGUCAAACCCCAAUGAGCCAACAUACACAGUGACAAGUGUGCUCACGCUGCCGGUGACCAGGAGCGAUAACAAUGCCAUGAUCGGCUGUGCUGUGGACCAUCCAUCCAUCACUAAUGGCGAGAAAAGGACAGAACAGCCUUUGAGCGUGCUGUUCUCCCCAAGUGUCUUGAUUAAGCCAGAGAGCGACCUGCCUCGAGAGGGAGAGAGGUUUUCUCUGCAUUGCGUGGGGAACGGAAACCCUGAGCCCUUGUCAUUCGUGUGGCAAAAGAAAGAUGCAGAGUUCCCUCCACAGGUGAGGCCUGAUGGUGCAUACCUCCGCUUUGAGGCCCUCAACAAAUCCGAUAAUGGAGUUUACUUGUGUCACGCAGACAAUGGAAUUGGCUGGAAUGAGGGAUCCUACACCUUGCUGGUACAAGACCCCACAGCAAUGUCCAGUUCAUCCGGUGUUGAUCAUGCUGUGAUUGGGGGAGUGGUAGCUGUCAUUGUUUUCAUCAUGCUCUGCCUCCUCAUUGUCCUCGGCAGAUAUCUCAUCAGACACAAAGGUACAUAUCUGACCCACGAAGCGAAGGGCUCAGAUGAUGCCCAGGAUGCCGACACUGCCAUCAUAAAUGCAGAAGGUGGCCACUCUGGUAUUGAGGACAAGAAAGAAUACUUCAUCUAAGUGUCCCUCCAUCACUCCAUCUUUUCUUUCUUCCCUUGCUUCAGUUCCUUUCAGGCGAGGAAAUUUAAAAAGGACGAGUAAAAGAGUGAACAAAAAUGUGGAACUGAAGAAAGCAGAAAAAGAUCAGUUUCAAGCUGUGUUGAAACCAGGGAGUUUUGCACUGACAUCAGUAUUCAACUGUAUACACACACACACAUACACACACAUACACACACACACACAUGCAUGUGCAUACACACAAAUAGAGGGCAUGCCUACGUGCUCUCAGAUUCAUGCCUGUCCCCAGUCACUUCAUAUGCCUCCAUGUUUAUAUUCAACAAAGGCAAUAUGAUGAAAAAAACAUGUAACUCACAGUGGACACAUAUACAAUUUAAUUAACACAUACACAUUUUUAGCAAUCUGUACCUUCAGUUUCAUUUCCCACGCAUCUAACAUGCACGCACACAUACACCCACACAUAGCAAUCGAAGAACCCAAUACAACAUCCCGUUAAUCCCCUAAUACAGCAGAAACAAAGGAUAUCUUAAUACUGGGCAAUACACACAACACACAGGCAGGCAGGCAGGCAGAUGAGCGUGCGCGCACACACACACACACACACACACAAACAUACUCAGUGCAAUCAUGCAAAACAGCUUCUGUGCUGUCAUGGAACCCCAGAAUAAAUGUAUAGAUAUAUAUAUAUAGAUGAUUAUAUAGCAUUGUUUUUACUUGGGAGAACUGGUUCAGUGUGGUGUAAAUAUACUCUCUGUCAUGCUCCCUCUCUCUUUUACCUCUUUUCCCUUCUCUCCAUCCUUCUUCUUAACCUAUAUAUGUUCUCUUAUUCUCUCUCUGUCUGCAUUUCAUUCUCUCAUAUUACAGUAUAUACUCUAAAAGCCUGCCUGGUUUUCUUACAUGCGUGAAAAUGCAUUGAGUUAAAAAAAAAAUCGAUAUAUGGGGUAUGAAAAAAAAAAUGUUACCAUGAAAAUGUCAGUACUGCAAAUAUUGGUAUGAGUUUUUGUUUUCCUCCAGUUGAGUUUCUGGUGUAACUGUUGGUGGCGCAAUUUUCAGUGUCAGCUGUCAUCCCAGGACUUAGUAUUAGUAUCAUCACCAUUAUUAUUAUUAUUAUUAUUAUUAUUAUUAUUAUUAUAAACCCAUGAUGAAAUAAAUGCCCUUUCCUUGUUAGCCCAGUACUUGCAUCCCAUACAUCACUUCCUGUCCUUUGAUGACAGGUGAAUGAGCUAAAGCAGGGUACUGCAUGAGCGAACAAGCAAACAAAACAAACAAAAACAAGAAGCUAGACUCUUCUGUCUACUGUACUUUCCUCUUCAUGUUUCCGUCUAUCCUUUACUGUCUCUCUUUGUCUCCCUAUACAGUGUUUAAACCUAGUUUCAGUCUGUGUCUGUGAAAGUCCAUUCUGGUUCUCCUUAAUAACUAUCAGUAGUCUGUCUCUGACAUACUAGAUCUGAUCAGUAUUACUUUGCGGCUAGCUUAUUUAAGGCUAGAAAUGUUGAAGUUUAUUGUAUGAUAAAUAGCAAGCUGAGAUAUUAACCAAACUGAUAACUUCUGCUGUGCAUCUCACACAUGAUCAGUGUUCACAGUGUGAGACAAGUGGACUAAGAAUUUAUAAUUUGGGAUUAUCUGAAACUCUGCAUUCAUCAGGUCAGGUUUAAAUUUACUUGUGAAGUGGAUUACUUAUAAUGUAAGUUGCAUGAAGGACAGGGCAGAUCUUUCCCAGCUUCCUCUGAAUAGAGCUUAUUCUCUGUAGAGCUGAUCCAUCACAAAAUGAAAAGUGCUUAAGCCUUCUAUCGACUCUACAGAGCAGUGUUGUCAGAGUUCAGUCCUUGAGGGCCCUAACUCUUUGGAGAUUUGUGUUUAAUACUCUUUUAACACAUCUAACUCUGAGGGCCUUGAUAAUUAUCUGAUGAGUUGAACAAGGUGUGUUAAAAUUAGUAGAAUUCCUCCAGGACCUGAGACUGACACCAUGGCUCUAUACCCAACGUUUCCCAAACUGGUGCUCAGGGAUUUAAAGUAUUCAGUAUUCUAUAUGGGUUGGUUCAGGUAUGUUGGGAGCUGCAAGAAAGCAAAAUAAAUAAAUAAAUAAAUAAAAUUUUAAAAAUAAUAAUAAUAAAAAAAAAAAAAAAAUUGACUGUCUGUGGACCUGGGGUUUGGGAAACACUGCUUUAGACUAUAGCCCUUAUCAUAGACCUCAUGUUUGCAUUUACAACCUUUCACCACUAGAUGGUGCGUUAUGUUAGACAUCCACCUCUUCUUCAUCUUUCCCCUUCCUCUCUCUGGUACAGGUAGCAGAAUUUGUGAUGCACCUUAUGUUAAUGGUGGAUCAUUGCAGUGGUUUAUUUCUAAAUUAUGUUUAUCCCUUUUUCUUUUUGUAGCUCUGUAUACAAUUAAGUGUAAAAUGUUCUGUUUACUUUUUAUUGUAUGACUAGAUGUUAUAGAUGUUAUAGACAUCUAUAUUAAGGUGUAGAAGAGUAUAGUUUCUGUGACUAUUGUUUUAAAAUCAGCCAUUUUGUAUAAUUUAAUGUAAAUAGUGUUGCCUUGAACAGUCUUCUCCUUACUACAGUUGUUAAGUGCACGCUCACACACUGACCCACAUAAAGGGUUUGAGAAUUGUGUGUGUGCACUUUCCUAUGUAAGAUGUUCACAACAGUGUCAUCUCCAAUGGGCAAAGAAAACACAAAGUGUUGUUUUCCACAAGCAUUGUUAAUUUGACCGUCUAUGUUAGCGCUGUUUUGGAAUGAGAAGUCUUCCUUUUCAAUAAAUAUUCAUAUGUCAUGGA
Molecule: messenger RNA, 4280 nt
Organism: Pangasianodon hypophthalmus (striped catfish)
Lineage: Eukaryota; Metazoa; Chordata; Actinopteri; Siluriformes; Pangasiidae
Gene: cadm3
Product: cell adhesion molecule 3
Exons: 10
Coding region: 272-1504 (410 amino acids)
Biological process (GO): homophilic cell-cell adhesion
Cellular component (GO): presynaptic membrane
Source: RefSeq, a predicted model, not a curated record